ACUAUCGAGAUGAAGGCCGACAAGACCCUUUCAUCCGUCCUUUCCGCAAGAGCCUUCAACGCGUUGAUGAUGGUGGACUUCUGGAAUCCGAUCUACUCAUGGAGGCGCGCAGUCUUGAUGCAGUAUGUUCCAGGGACGGCAUCUUUCGAUCCGGAGAGCAGCAGAUAUGAUCUAGAGGAUGCAUUCAUCACAAACGUCAAGAAAUCCGGUCUUUACACACAAGGAGACAGAGAGAGCCUAGAGAUCCAGUUUAUCUCCCUCCUAGAAGUCGAGCUCGAGCAACAUCAAAAGCGGAUCCAAGCCUACCUCAACCACGCACGGGACCGCCUUAAGACCUCCGAAGGUCUCUUGGGUUGUUUGACUCUGGCAGAGUCCCGCAGGUGA
Coniosporium apollinis CBS 100218 is the source of this 384-nucleotide messenger RNA. RefSeq lists its product as uncharacterized. Lineage: Eukaryota; Fungi; Ascomycota; Dothideomycetes. The annotation marks the transcript as partial. The transcript has a single exon. The record is from RefSeq and is a predicted model, not a curated record.